CGGCGGUGCCUGGGGCGGUGGGAGGCGGCGCGGGGCGGGGCGGGGCGGGGGCCGGGGGACACUCGGGCGGGGCGCGGGGCCGGGGCCGCCCCGUCGGUGCGUGCCGGAGCCCAUGAAUUGCUCCGGGAGCGCCCGGCGAGGCUGCGCCGCGGCCGCGGGCUCCGGGCACGAUGCAGAAGAGCGUGCGGUACAACGAGGGGCACGCCCUGUACCUGGCGCUGCUGGCCCGCAAGGAGGGCACCAAGCGCGGCUACCUCAGCAAGAAGACGGCGGAGACCAACCGCUGGCACGAGAAGUGGUUCGCCCUCUACCAGAACGUGCUCUUCUACUUCGAGGGCGAGCAGAGCGCCCGCCCCGCCGGCAUGUACAUGCUGGAGGGCUGCAACUGCGAGCGGGUGCCCGCUCCCAAGGGAUGCGCGGCGGGCAGCGCCAAGGAUGCCGCGCUGGACAAGCAGCAUUACUUUACUGUCCUCUUUGGCCAUGAGGGGCAGAAGCCACUGGAGCUGCGUUGUGAGGAUGAGGUUGAUGGAGAUGAGUGGGUAGAAGCUAUUCACCAAGCAAGCUACUCGGACAUCCUGAUCGAGCGGGAGGUGCUGAUGCAGAAGUACAUCCACCUGGUGCAGAUCGUGGAGACCGAGAAGGUGGCGGCCAACCAGCUCCGGCACCAGCUGGAGGACCAGGACACCGAGAUCGAGAGGCUCAAGUCGGAGAUUGUAGCACUGAAUAAAACAAAGGAAAAAAUGCGACCUUAUCAAGGCAACCAGGAAGACGAAGAUCCAGAUAUUAAAAAAAUUAAGAAGGUUCAGAGCUUUAUGCGGGGCUGGCUGUGCAGAAGAAAAUGGAAAACCAUUGUCCAAGACUAUAUUUGUUCUCCUCAUGCAGAGAGCAUGAGGAAGAGGAACCAGAUAGUUUUCAACAUGGUGGAGGCUGAGUCAGAGUACGUGCACCAGCUUUAUGUCCUGGUGAACUGCUUCCUGCGGCCCCUGAGGAUGGCAGCCAGCUCCAAGAAGCCGCCCAUCAGCCACGACGACGUCAGCAGCAUUUUCCUCAACAGUGAAACAAUCAUGUUUCUUCAUGAGAUAUUUCACCAGGGCUUAAAAGCAAGAAUAGCUAACUGGCCUACCUUAAUUCUAGCUGACUUAUUUGACAUUCUGCUGCCAAUGCUGAACAUAUAUCAAGAAUUUGUUCGGAAUCAUCAAUACAGCCUACAAGUGCUGGCAAACUGUAAGCAAAACAGAGAUUUUGACAAACUCUUGAAGCAAUAUGAAGCCAACCCAGCAUGCGAGGGCAGAAUGCUGGAAACUUUCCUUACCUACCCCAUGUUUCAGAUUCCCAGAUAUAUUAUAACACUUCAUGAACUUUUGGCUCACACACCACACGAGCACGUUGAGAGAAAAAGCCUUGAAUUUGCUAAAUCUAAACUAGAAGAACUUUCAAGAGUGAUGCACGACGAGGUGAGUGACACAGAGAACAUCCGGAAGAACCUGGCCAUAGAGAGGACCAUAGUGGAGGGCUGUGACAUAUUGCUAGACACCAGCCAAACCUUUAUACGCCAAGGUUCCCUUAUCCAGGUCCCCUCAGUUGAGAGGGGAAAGCUGAGUAAAGUUCGCCUCGGCUCGUUGUCUUUGAAGAAAGAAGGAGAAAGACAAUGCUUCUUGUUUACAAAACACUUCUUAAUUUGUACAAGAAGUUCAGGAGGAAAACUGCAUCUUCUUAAGACAGGAGGUGUUCUGUCUCUGAUAGAAUGCACACUGGUCGAGGAGACAGAAGCGAGUGAUGAUGAUUGUAAGUUAAAUUCAGCUGUCAGUAGCUGCAAAGCAAAAGGUUCUGGGCAGGUGUUUGGACACCUGGAUUUCAAGCUGAUAGUGGAGCCCACGGAUGCUCCUCCUUUCACUGUUGUCCUUUUGGCCCCAUCACGGCAGGAGAAAGCUGCAUGGACAAGUGACAUCAGCCAGUGCAUUGAUAAUAUAAGGUGCAAUGGAUUAAUGACAAUAGUGUUUGAAGAAAACUCCAAAGUCACAGUGCCACAUAUGAUCAAAUCCGACGCCCGUCUUCACAGAGAUGACAUCGAUAUUUGCUUCAGCAAGACGCUGAAUUCCUGCAAAGUCCCCCAGAUCCGCUACGCGAGCGUGGAGCGCCUCUUGGAGCGGCUGACGGACCUGCGGUUCCUGAGCAUCGACUUCCUCAACACCUUCCUGCACACCUACCGCAUCUUCACCACCGCCGCCGUGGUCCUGGAGAAGCUCUCUGACAUCUACAGGCGGCCCUUCACCUCCAUCCCUGUCAGGUCCUUGGAGCUGUUCUUUGCCACCAGUCAGAACAACAGAGGGGAGUACCUGGCUGACGGGAAGUCGCCACACCUCUGCCGCAAGUUUUCCUCUCCUCCUCCCCUGUCCCUCUCCAGGACCUCCUCACCCGCCAGGACCCGCAAACUCUCGCUGACCUCCCCGCUGAACUCCAGGAUCGGUGCCCUGGACCUCUCAGCCUCGUCUGUGGCCAGCAGCCCUACCUCAAACUACAGCCCGGCCACGUCCCCGCCGCCCACGAGCAGCAAGGCGCCGCUGGACCUGAGCCGGGGGCUGUCGUCCCCCGAGCAGAGCCCGGGCUCGGCCGAGGACAGCCUGGAGAACCCACGCCUGGACCUCUGCAACAAGCUGAGGAGGAGCAUCCGCAGAGCAGCAGUUCUGGAAACCGUGUCAGUGGACAGGACCAUUCCUGAGAGCACCUCAGUGGUGGACACUGCAGAGCUGUCCCCGUGCAGGUCCCCUUCGACGCCGCGUCACCUCCGCUACCGGCAGCCGGGAGUGCAGACUGCUGACAACAGCCACUGCUCGGUGUCUCCUGCUUCUGCUUUUGCCAUUGCCACAGCUGCAGCCGGGCACGGGAGCCCGCCAGGGUUCAACAACUCGGAGCGCACGUGCGACAAGGAGUUCAUCAUCCGCCGGGCCGCCACCAACCGCGUCCUCAACGUCCUGCGCCACUGGGUCUCCAAACACUCACAGGAUUUUGAGCUGAACAACGAGCUGAAAAUGAAUGUUUUAAAUUUGCUGGAGGAAGUUUUGAGAGACCCUGACCUUCUGCCACAAGAAAGGAAAGCUACUGCAAACAUACUGAGGACUCUUUCUCAGGAUGAUCAAGAUGAUAACCAUUUGAAAAUAGAGGAUAUCAUUCAGAUGCCAGACUGCCCCAAGCCUGAGUGCUUCGAGACGCUGUCGGCCAUGGAGCUGGCGGAGCAGAUCACCCUGCUGGACCACGUCGUGUUCCGCAGCAUCCCCUACGAAGAGUUCCUUGGGCAGGGCUGGAUGAAAGUGGAUAAAAAUGAGAGAACGCCCUAUAUUAUGAAAACUAGUCAACAUUUUAAUGAUAUGAGCAACCUGGUGGCCUCUCAGAUCAUGAGCUACGCCGACGUGCCCUCGCGGGCCAGCGCCAUCGAGAAGUGGGUGGCGGUGGCCGACAUCUGCCGCUGCCUGCACAACUACAACGGCGUGCUGGAGAUCACCUCAGCCCUCAACAGAAGUGCCAUCUACAGGCUCAAGAAAACCUGGGCAAAGGUGUCCAAACAGACAAAAGCACUCAUGGACAAGCUUCAGAAGACUGUGUCAUCUGAGGGAAGAUUUAAAAACCUGAGAGAAAUGCUCAAAAACUGCAACCCACCUGCUGUUCCCUACCUUGGGAUGUACCUGACUGACCUGGCAUUUAUUGAGGAAGGAACACCCAACUUCACUGAGGAAGGCCUUGUCAAUUUCUCCAAAAUGAGAAUGAUCUCGCAUAUCAUCAGGGAAAUCCGCCAGUUCCAGCAGACCUCCUACCGCAUCGAGCACCAGCAGAAGGUCACUCACUACCUGCUGGACAAGACCCUCAUCAUCGACGAGGACACCCUGUACGAGCUGUCCCUGAAGAUUGAGCCGCGGCUCCCCGCCUGAGCCCUGCGCAGCCCUGCACACAGCUCUGGGACAGUGGAACCACGCCUGCCGCCGCCUAAACACAGCCAGAGAAACUCUGAGAAGAGUGCCAGCUCUCUUUUCCCAUGAGAGAUACACAGCCUUUCCCUCUCAGGCAACACAGACCAGUGUUGGAGGUGAAAGGCAAAGACCCUUCCUACCCGGCUUAAGCGAUUUCUGCUUUGCAAAGACCAUGUUUGGCACUAGGGACCAUGAUUUCCUGGAAAACAGGAGACUUUCCUGUGAACAGGCACUCACUGCAGCCACCUCACGUGGCAGAUCAAGGGUACAGAUUUAAAUGGUGGAAAUAGACUCAGGUGUGUUAGGAUAAGUAAGCAAAGUGAGGUGGCUGGGUUGAUGGCUAACUGUGUGUUCACUGAGGCAGUAAUGGCUGUGGUGUUCUCACUGUGUGGAUUUCAUUGAAAAAGCAGGAUCUUAGCACUCAUCUGCUACCUUGGAGUGAUAUUAGGACAGCAUCUAGUUACUUCAGACCUGCAGUUGUUCUAAACACCUGCUGUACAUGUAAUGCUACUUGUUGCAAAACAUUUUCUUCUUUAAAUGUCUCGUCAGCCUUUUCUAAGGUGACUGAUUGUAUCUAUAAAAAGUAUUUGUAAAUAUGUUUCUCAUCAGUGAGAGUAUUUGCAGCAUGGGGAGCAAAUGGGCUGGUGGAAUAGUUGUAAAUAGCUGCCAGCUGGGAGGGUGAGGGGACCCAGAGGGGUGGUGCAGGGGAUGGGGAGUCGUGUUGCACACAGCUCUGGGAGAGGCACUUUAUUUUCCUGCACCUCCUGCAGCUUCUCUGACAAGUCAGGCUACAGAGCACAAUCUGGACACACUGUGGAGAGAAAUACAUGUCUGUCUGGCAGCAGGUGGUGAUCAGCAGUGAACACUUGGAGCUGCAGUGACAGUUUCGUUUUACGUGGAAUCGGUGGUUUGAAAAAUGUCUUUUUUGGGUUUUUUGAUUUUUUUUUUUGUUUGUUUGUUUUUUUUUUGUUCUUGUUCAGCCAUUUGGCAUUGACUUAGCUGUAAACCUGAACGUGUCAGUGAAGGCCAGCAAACACAAAGUAUGUAUUUUUGUCUCAGCUGGUAACUAUCACUUGCUUCUGUUUGAGCAAAUGUGCUGUUCGUCGUUGUAGUCAGAUCCUCUGCUUUUGUGACGUACCAGGUGGACAGAUGUCAUUCCUACAGUAGUUGUUGUACUUGUUGUAUUUUCCUCAUCAAGAGUGGCCUGUUGUAGCUGCAUGGGAAGUGAGCUCAAAUGCUGUAAAGGGCAUCAUAGUAUAAAACACAGGUGUUAGCACUGUUGAAAACAAAAAUUGGCUGGAAAAGUGUCCUUACUUUUCCAAUGAUACUCAGCCAGUUGAAGAAAUAGGGCUAUAUCACCGUAUACCUCCCUUCAAUCCUCUCAGGGAGACAGAUGUUUCAAACAGAUUGUGACUUAGGCCUAUUUGAUCUGACACAGUCGUGAUGCUUCUUAACGCUGGCGAUGAAAAACGGACCUGCCUGGCUUGUGGUUUUUGUCUUUAUUUGCACUUUAAUUACAUUGCUGGCCCAGCCCAGAGCUGCACGGACGAGUUCCAAUUGUUCUGUCUGAGUGUGAGCGCCAGCAUCUACAAAUGUACCUUAGCAACUGUAAAUUUCAUUAAGGUCCUUCUCCACAAGGACCCUCUCCUUGUAAAUAACUGCAUGGGGAGGUGCCGCAGAGACUGGAAAAUUCCUCCAUUAGAAAAAGCAGACAGCAGGAGAGAAGGACAUGCUAGGAACACUUUAAAUAGUUCUGGCUGAUGAUUGCUGUAGAAAUGUUACUUACAGAAGCUUUCUGUUGUUAAAAAAAAAAAAAGUGUUUGUUUCUUUUGACUAAUGAUUGACAAGAAGCUGAUUGCAUCCCAAUGCAUGAUAUGAGGAGAAAAAAAAAAAAAACAACAAAACAAAACAAAAAACGAGCAUGGUUUGUUUGGACCACAAAACCAACUGACUGGGUGUUUCCUGUGCAAAAGCAGUUACCAUUCAGUAGUUUCAUGAAACACUUUGAAGUCAUGGAGCAACAGGGAAAAACGUGGUCCAAAAAAAGUGACUUCUUACGUUGUUUUUGUUGUUUCUUUGUUGACAAAGCAAACGUGUAACAGCUGUCAGUGUGAAUGGGCAUCUCUGUUGUACGCUGUGAAGUGCUGCUUUAUCUGCCUGUACCCGGUUUUACCAAAUCUCGAUGUUCUUAGGGUUACAGGGUACAGAUCCUCGUCGUGCUCCUGGCUGUGUGCUUUCUCGCGUGUGUGCUGCUCAGUGCGUUUCAGCGCUGGCUCGCAGGGCUGUGCUGUGCUCGUGUGGCCGGGGGAGGGCACGGGGGGCACACCUGGGCUCUGCCCGAGGGGCUGAGCUGCGAACCUCUGCGAAUGCGCUAGCUCAGCCCCUCUGGGAAGGCACGUCCUGCUCAUAUGCCAAAGGUUGCCUCUUGCCCCAGCGGUCAGAAUCGGGAGAGUGGGAUGCUUGAUCCGUGUUCGUAGCAGCAGCAGCAAAAUUGUUUAAAAAUUAUUAUGGUCACAGCAACGUUUGACUUGCCGAUGGCUUCACGUCGAUGUUUUUGCUUGGGGAUACAAUGCUUUUGUUAAAGCGCAGGGGAAAGCGAGGAUGCGCCUCGUCACCCACAGCCCCUGCCGCGGCUGCAGCGCCGUCAGCACAGCUGGGAACAGCUGUUCUGCAGCCGCCGGCAGCUGGGCUGUGGGCUGAGUGCUGCGCCUCUGAGUGGCCCGAGUGCCUGUGCUGGAGCCCUGCUGCGUGUUUGGGCUGCGGCAAUGGUCAGCAGGCAGCAGCAGCGCCCCGCUUUGUGCGAGCCUUUGCCCGUCCCGGUGCGCCCGGCUGAGCCCGGCGCUGUCCCGGUGCCAGCGCAGCACGGAGCGGCGCAUCUCGCCCACCACACACCCCCUGCUCGCCUCGGCCGUUCCCGGGAGCUCGGCUCCCGCUGAGGACUCUGUGCUCUCGCUGUCUUUUAGCAUCUUUUAGCUCCUAAGCUCGCAGCUCUUUGGCCGCGGGAGCAUCCCAGAGCGGCGGAGGGAGCGGCGGCAGCCCCGCGGGCGAGGAUGCCCCGCACACAGAAGGGCCGAAGCGCCUCUCCACUUGCCUUCUGAGCCCCCAGCCUGCCCGCAGCGGGCGGGGGCUGCUCCCAGCCCGGCGGGGCCGGGCGGCCAUGGGGAUAAAGCUUUUUUUUUUUUUUUUUUUUUUUUUUUUUUUUUUUUUUCACCCGGUGGGCUCCGCCGGACCGCGCAGCGCAUCAGUAGCAGCCCGGGCGGGACCGCGGCCACCUGGGCAGCAGCACAGACACGUCCCCUCCAGCGACGGAGAGCGCUCGUCACACGCUGACACAGGGUUAGAGUUGCCUUCACCCCCAGCCUUCAGCCCCAGCCCUCUGCCCCCCGACCCAGCGGCUGUUGUUAGUGACCGAGCCCCCGAGUGCUGAUGGCGUAGGUGAAAACCUGUGGAGUUUCACAGUGGCAGUGUGUGUUCGUUCUGUCCCUUUCCUCUGGCUCGUCCUGUGACACGCGGACACGUGGCACUGAUCGCCCCGAUGUCCCAGUCGGGAGGAGGUCCCCGUCCUCUUUCUGCUUUCCUAGUUUUUAAUACUGAUUGUUGUUCUGUAGGAUAAGAAGGAACUUAAUUAUUUUAAUUAUUUAUUAACUUAAACCGUGUUGAUUUUGAUUUCAGAACAUGUUAAUUAUCCCAGGUUUUCCUUCAUGUGUAUUAUUUAUUUUAAGGGUUUUACAAAGGCAUUGUUUUGUUUGUGUCGACAUUCAGUCUCUCAUCCUUUCACUCUUAGCAGCAACACUAAACCCUGAUGAUUUAAAACUCUCACCCAUUGUGACAUUUUUACCCACCCGUAACUUCACUCACCAAGGGCAAAACCCUUCAGACCUCAUUCUGACAAUACCUUAGGCUUCACCGAGAGCUUUUCAUAAGUCUUUGGGGAUCUGGCUCUCAGCUAUUUGCCUGUUACAGUUUUUGCCUCCAAAGGUCAAAUGUCUCUGUCUAGGAUGCUUCAUGUCCAAAAUGCUGCUCAGUGAUGGUUGUUCUGUUGCACCUGAGGUAGUCUCUGAAGUUCUGUUACCUAGGGCAGUAGAUGUGUGUUUACUUGACAGAUGUACCUGUAUGGAAUGUGUUGCUCAGUGCACAACCCAGAUGUUUUUGCAUGUAUUGCAACUUCUCUUCUGACCCGAGGUUACUGCUUUGUAUUGUUAGUAAGGCAUACCAGGCAAGCUGUUGUGCCUGUGUGCUAAUAAACAUCCUUUUCUUUCCCGAG
Molecule: messenger RNA, 8226 nt
Organism: Motacilla alba alba
Lineage: Eukaryota; Metazoa; Chordata; Aves; Passeriformes; Motacillidae
Gene: RASGRF2
Product: Ras protein specific guanine nucleotide releasing factor 2
Exons: 27
Coding region: 171-3923 (1250 amino acids)
Biological process (GO): Ras protein signal transduction; positive regulation of GTPase activity
Cellular component (GO): plasma membrane
Molecular function (GO): guanyl-nucleotide exchange factor activity; protein binding
Source: RefSeq, a predicted model, not a curated record